GAAGUUUGAAUGUGUGCAUCUCAGGUUGUGAAGGUGUUACGGAACUUCAAAUGUGUGCGUCUUAAGUUGUAGUGUCACUAGCUCUGUUACUAGUAUCUUAGCUCUGGAGUUCCCAGAGCGCAUGUUGGAUCACAGCUUGCCUGCUGCACAUGAAGUCCGCGGUCUCACCACUGUGCCUCUGCGGAUCUUCAUCAACCACCAGAUGCGGGUCCUGGAUGGGCGCACUGUUAACCUGUUCUUGAAGAUACAUUUUUCUUCCGAAUCGAGAACGAAGAAAGAACUAGUUGUUUUAUGCCUGAAUGAGAAGGCAGAGCCUGUGACCUGGCAAGUGAGCGGGCCCGCACGCAUCCUACAGCUUGAGAUGGAUCACUUGGAUGGAGUCCGGUACAUUGACCGCAUGGACAGUAAAACCUUCAACGUGAAAUGGGCAGCACAGAACGAGUAGCAGUUUCAAACUAACCUUGUCACCCUGAUUGAGCACUAAGACAACUUCUUGGACAUAAUAUACAACAGACCAUGAAGAAACCUUUCUUACUGAUUCUUUAUUAAUACAUUUAUUUAUGAAGCCAGAUUUGUGGUCUGAAUGAAUAUUGAAUUAUCUUGCAAGUUGUUUCAAAUGUCCACAAACAUUAGAGCUAAAAUAUUGACUCAACUGUGGACUGUCACCUGAGUGGUAUACUACGACGCUUGGUUUUCUAAAGCUUGCUAGCUUCACAUUACAGCUCAGGCUUCAUCCGUAUUACGACAGUGGAUAUUGCUCAUCCGGCGUGUGCAUGUCGCACAUCGUACUCAUCAUUGAGACAAUACUAAAACGUCCAUCCUUGGGCGAUUUCAUUUUAGCAGGCUGUGGUGUGAAAUAGGCAAUUAGAAGUUCUGUAUUUUAUGCUGUCAUUGGUGUGCACAGGCACCUUUAAAUAAUUGUAUGAAGUAAUACAAGUUUUACUGUGCAUGAA
Molecule: messenger RNA, 953 nt
Organism: Oncorhynchus kisutch (coho salmon)
Lineage: Eukaryota; Metazoa; Chordata; Actinopteri; Salmoniformes; Salmonidae
Product: peptide deformylase, mitochondrial-like
Exons: 3
Coding region: 122-445 (107 amino acids)
Molecular function (GO): peptide deformylase activity
Source: RefSeq, a predicted model, not a curated record